AUGCCUGCACGCGGUUCUUUUAGAGGUCGAGGACAGGGACGAGGCCGUGGCCGCGGCCGUGGUGGUCGUGGUCGUGGUCGUGGUGGCCGUUCUUUCGCUACAUCUCGACUGAAUGAGUCUGAAUCGGACGACUCUUCUGGAGAAGAUGAUGCCAGUGAACAAUCGCAAGAGGAGGUAGAUGAUACUCUUAUGGACCAGGAUGAGGGUUCAUCGAGCAGCGACGAAGAAGAGGAAAGCACCGAUCGCCCAUACAACGAGCUGCUCCAGCUGCUCCACACCGAGAACGACUCGCAAGGACCAGCCCGGAAGAAGCGUAAGACUGCUAUCGACUCCAAUGAGGAGAUUCAAAUGGCAGAGUCGGAACCAGAGCAGGGUAACGAUGAGCUGGAAGCUCAGGCCCCUUCCGACGACGAAGAAGAGGAAGUCGAUGAGGACGACGACCCUACCGGUGCAUUUGAAAAGCAUUUCAGUCUUGUCGAUAGUGUCGAUAUAACCAAGAGGGUCGAGAAUAUUACAUCGAAAAAAUGGGCAUCGGCCAAAAAAGAGGUGGAUGGCUUGCGACUGGUCCAGACCACCCCAGACACAGGAGCAGGUGCGGCAUUGCUGCCGGGAAUGAAGAGCACAAUCAACAUGAAGCUCAAAAACAAAUUGAAGCCUCGCGCGGCCGAACUCCUGCCCAAAAUCAACGGCGAAGCCCAGAACCUUGCGCCCUAUAUCUUCGACUACCAGGAUGUCCUCUACGGAGCCCGAACUACCGCAAACUCGGGUGAGAUGCGCGAUAUCCUCGCCUUGCACGCUGUAAACCACCUGCUCAAGACUCGAGACACCGUCUUGAAGAACAACGCCCGUCUUUCCAAGGAUCCAGAUACCGAUAUCGAGUGUCGUGACCAGGGAUUCACCCGCCCCAAGGUGCUAUACAUUCUACCAACCAGGCAGGCCUGCGUGAAGGUCCUCGAUGCCAUUACCCGAUUCUACCAGCCCGAGCAACAAGAAAACAAGAAGCGCUUCACGGACAGCUUCUCCGGACCCGAGGAUGCUGCAUGGGAACACAAAACUGAAGAUUUCCGCGAACUAUUCGGCGGAAACGACGACGACAUGUUCCGCCUGGGUCUCAAGUUCACUCGCAAGACUGUCAAGUACUUUGCGCAAUUCUACAGCUCGGACAUCAUCCUCGCCAGUCCCCUCGGUCUCCGAACCAUCAUGGACCAAGCCGACGCCAAAAAGCGUGACCACGACUUCCUCUCCUCAAUCGAAGUCGUGAUCGUCGACCAUGCUGACGCUCUCCUCAUGCAAAACUGGGACCACGUCGACUACAUCUUCCAGCACCUAAACCUGCAACCAAAGGAAGCGCACGGUUGCGACUUCGGCCGUGUCCGCAACUGGUACCUAGACAACCAAGCCAAACAUAUCCGACAGACAAUCGUCUUGUCAGGCUUCAUCACGCCAGAAAUCAACUCGCUCUUCUCAACACACAUGCAAAACGCGACAGGUCGCAUCAAAGCAACGAAAACCUACGCCGGCGCUAUCACUGAGCUCCCCCUCCCCGUCUCCGUCAAACAAACCUUCACCCGCAUCGACAGCAUCUCCCCGCAAAAAGACCCAGACGCCCGCUUCAAGCACUUCACAACGACCAUCCUGUCCAGCCUGGUCAAGAACAUCACCCACGGCCGCGGCAAAGGCGGCGCCGGAACCCUCAUCUUCAUCCCCUCGUAUCUGGAUUUCGUGCGCGUGCGCAACCACUUUGCCACCUCAGCCCAGACAACCAAUAUCUCCUUCGGCGCUGUUUCCGAGUACACCGAGUCCAAGGAGGCGAACCGUGCUCGCAGUCAUUUCUUGUCCGGCAGACACUCUGUGCUGCUGUACACCGAGCGCGCGCAUCAUUUCCGACGGUAUCAGGUUCGCGGCGUGAAGAGGGUUAUUAUGUACGGAUUACCGGAUAAUGCGUUGUUUUAUAGUGAGAUUGUUGGGUUCUUGGGUCUUGAUCCGGCGGAGUUGAUUGAGGCUGCUGAGGGGGGUGUGCGUGCGCUGUUUUCUAAGUGGGAUGCGCUCAAGGUUGAGAGGGUUGUUGGUACUUCGCGUGUUGGGAAUAUGUUGCGUGAGAAGGGUGGUGAUACUUUUACUUUUGUAUAA
Penicillium canescens is the source of this 2130-nucleotide messenger RNA. RefSeq names its product UTP25 family protein. Gene Ontology annotation, molecular function: rRNA binding; U3 snoRNA binding. The transcript is spliced from 3 exons. NCBI's taxonomy places the organism in Eukaryota, Fungi, Ascomycota, Eurotiomycetes, Eurotiales, Aspergillaceae. Gene Ontology annotation, biological process: maturation of SSU-rRNA from tricistronic rRNA transcript (SSU-rRNA, 5.8S rRNA, LSU-rRNA). The record is from RefSeq and is a predicted model, not a curated record. Bases 1 to 2130 code for a protein of 709 amino acids. Gene Ontology annotation, cellular component: small-subunit processome; nucleolus.